UGACGCGCGAAUAUUAGGUUAUGUUAUGAUUUCAUGUAAUAAUUGCGUCCGUUUUAAACAUGAAUUUCAGUUUUGGUGUAACAAAUACCCCUAAAGGGGCUGGGGAUGCUGGAAACACAGGCUCAAACACUGUAGCACCAAAAAAUUUAUUUGGUACACAGACAACUCAGGCUAGUGGUGCUGCUCCUUCUUUCUCUUUCGGAACAUCUAGUGCACCUGCUCCCACUUUUGGAUUUUCGGCAAAUCCAGCCCAACAGUCAGCUCCAGGAAAUGCUGGAUCUACAACUGCAACUCCGGCAUUUGGAUUCCCAACUAAUACAACUCAGCAACAACCAGCUCAAGGUUUUAGUUUUGGAGCAGCCAAAACAACAGCUCCAACUUUGUCAUUCGGAACGACUCCUCAAGCAACUACUACUACUCAACCAACUACAGGGUUUGGUUUAUUAUCAAAUACUGCUAGUACAGCUUCCUCUGGUUUCGGUUCAAAUACAACAAGUUUUGGAUUAGCACCCACCACGACAACAAGUGCAGGAACAACCGGGACAGGUUUAAAUUUUGGAUUUGGGGCAAAAACUACAACUGCAGCACCAGCAGCAUCAGCAGCUACAACACCCAGUUUUAGUUUUGGCAAUACAGCUAAAACAACAGCUUCUACGUUGUCAUUUGGGUUAUCAACAACAACAACUGCUUCUACAACAGCUCUGCCAACAUUUGGAGCAGUCUCAUCUACCCCGGCAACAUGUUCAGCUACAACAACUACAACCACGGUAGCUGGUACUGGUUUUACUGUUGGAACUGGUCUAAAUCUGUCAACUUCUCUUAACGUAGCAAAAACAACAACAACUAGUACUUUUGCCACUGGGUUUUCUUUACCUGCAAGUACUUCCUCUACUACAGUUGCUACAAGCCUUGCAGGGUUUGGAACUACACCAGUAUCUUCAAAAGCAUCUGGAGCUUUAACAACCACUGUAAUGAGUGGUAAUACCACUGUACCUAUUGCGUCAAUGAACUUUUCCCAGUUAGAAGAAAAUAUUAAUAAAUGGACUCUAGAUUUGGAUGAACAAGUGAAAAUAUUCAUGAACCAAGCUACACAAGUAAAUGCUUGGGAUCAAUUACUGAUUGAAAAUGGUGAAAAGAUUGUUAUGUUGAAUGAUAAUGUAGAAAGAAUUAAACUAGAUCAGUUUGCACUUGAUCAUGAAUUAGAUUUUAUUGUGAGCCAACAAAUUGAGUUAGAAGAUAUGAUAGCACCUUUAGAAAGGGAAUUAAGUCAAAUUUCCAUUAGAGAUCCUGAAAGAGAACAGAGUUAUCAACUAGCAGAAAAUUUAGAUACUCAAUUAAAACAAAUGGCUGAAGAUUUGAAAGAAGUUAUUGAACAUUUAAAUGAAUCGAAUAAAGCUCAAGAUGUUAAUGAUCCUAUUGUUCAAGUUGGAAGAAUUUUGAAUGCACAUAUGUCAUCCUUGCAAUGGAUAGAUGCCAGUACAGCUCAAAUAAAUGCGAAAUUGCAACAAGUUGAACGAAUGCAAGAGACUUUAAGAAGUAGUACUGAAAGAGCUUUUCAUAGAACAUUUGAUUAACAUGCCAAGA
Molecule: messenger RNA, 1584 nt
Organism: Ctenocephalides felis (cat flea)
Lineage: Eukaryota; Metazoa; Arthropoda; Insecta; Siphonaptera; Pulicidae
Product: nuclear pore glycoprotein p62-like
Exons: 13
Coding region: 60-1574 (504 amino acids)
Biological process (GO): RNA export from nucleus; protein import into nucleus
Cellular component (GO): nuclear pore central transport channel; nuclear pore
Molecular function (GO): phospholipid binding; structural constituent of nuclear pore
Source: RefSeq, a predicted model, not a curated record